AUGAGAACUCUUAUCGAUCGUUCUUCCUUUCCAGAGGAGCUCGUCACCGCCCAUGCUAAUGAAAUGCUCCAUGCUUCCACGAGUGAUCACCCAUAUUGCCGCAGCGGCACCAGGGUGGUGCUGCAAGGCAGCUCCGAGUUUGUCAACGCGAAUUUCAUCACUCCGAAUGCCAUCUGCGGGGGAGAACCAGAUUCACCACUCCAUUUCUGGGAGAUGGUCGUGCAGUGCAAAUGCCGAGCAGUCGUCAAGCUCACACAGGACAUGGGUAGCGAAUACUUCCCACUGAGAACAGGAGAAUCGCAGGUGUAUGGUAGAAUCACAGUAACGAACCGGAGCUCCUCGCGCAGCAGCAACGAAGUCACGAAACGAAUUCUCGGAGUGGAAUGCCAAGGCUAUCAGCCUUUCACGCUUGAGCACUUCCAAUACUCGUGGUCAGACUUUGGCGUCCCCAAAAGGAUAGAACCGAUUCAAGAGAUGUUUGCUGCGCUCUACAGGCUCCCUUCAGACUGUUCCUACUUUGUCCAUUGCAGGGCUGGGAUUGGCCGUGCUGGAACCUUUAUCACAAUCGAUCACGUACUGAGAUGCAUUCUUGGUGGAAACCUUAGCGUGGUGAAUAUUUCCGAGACUGUGGCUCGUCUAAGAGAACAGCGGCGUGGAUUGGUCGAGACACAUGACCAGUACUGGUUUUGUUUCAAAGCAGUCAUCAAGGAACUCGAAUUAUUGAUGUUCUCGGCGCAGCCCAAAAAUCAAGAGUUUCAUGCCAGCGCCAGGAAACUCGAAGUUUAGCUAUGAGAAAAUCGUGUCCGGUCGGAGGCCAAAGAGUUUUCGGAUAACUUCGCGUUCUCGAGCAUCUAGCUUUGUCUCCAGAAGACGAUCCAAUUCUUCUUGAGAAUCAUACAAAAUGAGAACUUUUGUUAAGAACAGCUUGAAAGUAAGUUAAGCUUGCAUCCCUUUCGACCAUGAUCCGCUAGCUAAAUAAAGAGAGAGAAAGCAAAGUUGCAUCA
This is a messenger RNA of Selaginella moellendorffii, 1004 nucleotides long. Its product is annotated as protein-tyrosine-phosphatase PTP1. The transcript is spliced from 4 exons. The coding region runs from base 1 to 786 and encodes 261 amino acids. The record is from RefSeq and is a predicted model, not a curated record. Gene Ontology annotation, biological process: protein dephosphorylation. Lineage: Eukaryota; Viridiplantae; Streptophyta; Lycopodiopsida; Selaginellales; Selaginellaceae. Gene Ontology annotation, molecular function: protein tyrosine phosphatase activity.